This is a messenger RNA of Trichobilharzia szidati, 816 nucleotides long. NCBI's taxonomy places the organism in Eukaryota, Metazoa, Platyhelminthes, Trematoda, Strigeidida, Schistosomatidae. The record is from the annotation of a GenBank genome assembly.
AUGACUGACUCUAAACAAAAUGAUGAACAUGGUAGCCCAGAAGUUCCCAGACAUACUCUGUUAAAUGAAAAUACAAUUGAAGCUCUACAAAGUUGGCAUCAGCUUGUUGCUUCUCCUGACAUUAAGAACUCGACAAUAAUUGUUUCUGAUGGAGUCAAUAUAAAUGAUAUCACCCAACUGAAUUUAAGCCCUAUAUAUUCACCUUGUUUUGAUAACUCCUUGGUUUCAUCUGGUGACUUUAACAUAUGUGGGGACAGUCGCCAUAGUUCCCCCAAAACUGCUAAUGAUGGAACGAGUCGUAAAUUACUAAAGAAGUUUGAGGUAAUGGGAGACUUUUCCAAAAGCGCUGAAUCAGAAAGCGAAUAUUCAUUGAAUAAGUGUGAAGGUAUUUCGAAAAAGAGAAGAAGAACAGGCAAGAAACGGCACGUUUCUGGUUUAGAAAGUGAAGAAAGUCCAAAUCUUCUUCAAAAAACUAAGACUUUUAUGAAGACCCAUCAUAGUUGCUUGAACACACCUCCAGAGCACUGGACAUCAGCACCUGUAGCCUUAACCCCCAAACAUAAACCGGCUAACAGUAGUUAUAAUAUACAGGGUGAAGCGUCACCACCAGCAAGUCCUAUGUGCAGUCCAGGUCCAUCCAGUUUAAUGCUUCAUGUUCCAAAAUAUGACAUGAAACAAACGGAUAAUACAGAGCCAGAUACAACUUCUAACAAGUCUGACGAUGUAACAGAGAUAAAGGAUUCUGAAGAUACUGCAAAGGCUAUUGAAGCUAGAAUAAAAGAUAUGGGAAAAAGAAUUCUGGGAGAUAAGAGCUAG